This is a messenger RNA of Aspergillus versicolor CBS 583.65, 1968 nucleotides long. RefSeq names its product putative nuclear division Rft1 protein. The transcript has 3 exons. The coding region runs from base 103 to 1809 and encodes 568 amino acids. Gene Ontology annotation, cellular component: endoplasmic reticulum membrane. The record is from RefSeq and is a predicted model, not a curated record. Lineage: Eukaryota; Fungi; Ascomycota; Eurotiomycetes; Eurotiales; Aspergillaceae. Gene Ontology annotation, biological process: dolichol-linked oligosaccharide biosynthetic process; glycolipid translocation.
GUCACUUUGUCUUCCGGCACAAAACCAAAACAUAUAUUGCCUCCUCCAAAAUAGUGACUCAGGUAGAGGUCUGACUUUGGCGACACGUCAGCCUCGCCCAGUAUGUCGCUGCCAGAUAAAAAUGCCAGCGGUAUCCUGACCUCUGCAAUCACGGGGACAACUAUGUUAAUAGUCGUACAGUUGGUCUCCAGGUUCUUCAUUUUUGCCGCGAAUCAGAUGAUUCUGAGAAAUUUAUCACCGUCCAUUUUGGGGAUCUCUGCGCAACUUGAUUUGUUCUUGAGUUCAAUUCUGUACUUCUCCAGGGAAAGCAUUCGAUCAGCAGCCCAAAGGCAGCCGUUGCCUCCUGGAUAUUCUACCGCAGCAGAUAAAAAUGGGAUCUCUUUGAGAAAGGAUCGAGCCAGAAAGAAAGCCCAGGCAGUUUCCUCUCAAUCCAUAGUGAACAUGGCCUACCUGGGUAUUGGCAUGGGCAUUGUUACAGCUACGAUGUUCUCAGCAUUUUACUUGUACGUCGCCUCCCUUGAGGUCUCGGAAAUGCCAUACUACCAUAUGAGUGUGGCAGUCACAGCUAUUGCAUCAGUGAUUGAGCUUGGUUCAGAGCCCUUUUUUGUGGUGAUACAGCAGCACAUGCUAUACAGCAAGCGAGCAGCUGUUGAAAUAUGCGCCGCGUUUUUCAAAAGCCUGGUGACAUGUGGAAUAUCCAUAUGGGGUGUAAAAUCUGGUUACAGUCUUGGCCCCCUGCCUUUUGCACUUGGGUACCUAUCCUAUGCACUAGCAGCUUUUUGUGGCUAUUUUCUAGUUGCAGUACAACAGUCUAGCAAUUGGCAAUUUUCAUUUUUUCCCUCCCGAAUAGGGCCAAGUGAUGACUCGACAUACCUCUGUGGUAUAUUUCCAUGGCGCUUGAUAACCUUGUCCGCGAACGUUUUCCUCCAAUCCGUAAUAAAACACUUGCUAACGCAGGGAGAUUCGAUGAUUCUUGCCGCCAUGACAAGUUUACAAGAACAGGGAAUAUACUCGCUAGCUUCCAAUUACGGUGGCCUACUAGCCCGUGUCUUAUUCCAACCUAUUGAAGAGAGCAGUAGGGCAAUCUUCUCGUCACUCCUCAACAGCAAAGCAGGCAAUGGGCAGGAAGGCAGCAUUAAAACUGCCAAGGCACAUUUGCUGAGUGUAGCGAGAGGAUACAUGAUGAUAACAGUCUUGGUAAUUCCCCUAGGCCCAGCUUUUGCUCCAAAGUUACUUCAUAUAUUGGGUGGGCGGCGAUGGAUUGUCGCCGAAGUUGAUGACUUAUUCGCCCUCUAUUGCUAUUACAUACCUUUCCUGGCUUUUAACGGCAUCGGUGAGGCAUUUGUCUCUUCCACUGCGAAGCCAUCUGAACUCCGAAAGCAAUCCGCAUUCAUGGCACUGUUUUCGGCAUGCUUUGCCCUAGCAGCCUAUCUUUUUUUGUCAAUGGGCGGACUGGGAGCCCGUGGACUGGUUUAUGCCAACAUCGUGAAUAUGUGUGUGAGGAUAAUCUGGAGCUUCUCCUUCAUCCGAAAACAUCUACGGCAGUACAAUAUGGACAUUUUUUUGGUUGAGUUUGCACCACGGGUGCCCACCAAUGUUGCUGGAGCCAUUGUGGCCAUCCUGUUAUCCAAUACGGUACUUGGAGAAAAUGUGCUUGGAGAGUUGAUUUCACUCGCUCUUGGCGUGUUUUACGUCCUUCUAGUGCUGUAUUUUGAGAGAGACUACGUCAUGUUUUAUUACGCCAAAGUCCAUCAAAUUCUGGAGCGCAAAGGAAUGAGGUCUAAAAUAAAACAAGUCAAGGCAGAUUAAGUCAAUCAUCAAAUACAAUCUUUGUAGCCGCCUUUCCCGGCUCGACAUCCUUGAAAAAAGCACCGUACGCGUCAUGCUGCUUCUUUUUCACAGUCGACCCAAACCUAAGUAAAGCCUCGGGUACAUCCUGGUUUGCCGCUUUCAAGACAUUGAUCAACC